CGUGUGGUGGGCCCGAAGGGAAGAUUGGGCAGGGCACGCACCCUAUCAGCACCUCGCUCAACGUUAGCACUUUUAGACGACAGAACCUGAGACUGAACACAGCACGACCUGACGAGAAAGAAGUGAAUUCUGUCUUGUGUUCGUUGGACUAGAUCUAGAUCUGAUCUAUAAUAUCUAGGCUUGUGCCAUGCUCUAGAGUUUAGAGCGGUGCUGCUUCCAGCUCUGAAUCUCUUGACAAGCUGAAUAGUAUAUGAUAUUUUCAUCUUUUUAUUUGUUUUUACUUUGUAAGGUUUUUUUUUUUUUUUUGCUUAGUUUUGUUUUUAUUUUUGUGGAAGAAUUAGGCUGCCCUUCGUGUGUACCCAAACUGCUUUCUAGAUAUCUAGAUAGUUGGACUCAUUGCAAGGUGUCUUUUAGCCUACUUCAUAAAGGACAACUUUGUGCUGUCGAUAAACAAUUUAAUUUACUUUUCAACAUUAUAACUGAGUGUAUUCAACAUGGAGAUAUUACUGACCCCUGGCCUUAUUGGGAGGAGGUCGAGAGUCUAGCUACAGUCUCACGAGGCUGGACAUCCUGUUCUUUGGACUGUUUGGUGGUUAUAUCGAACUGAAAAGAAAGAACUUGAGAUACAGAGGAGAACCCCAGACAUGGCGACGUUCCUCACUCGUCUCUUACGCUCGGACAAAGCCGACAAGAAGGAGGAGAUAAAGCCAAAGGUAGAAAACCAACGUAAACGCCACACCCCGCCCUGCCCAGAGGGCAUCGAGGUUCGAGAAGGUUCCAGCUCCCUGGAGAAGCAGAAGAAAGUGCAAGAGAAACAGCCACCGUUACCGAGAAGUAAACAUGCUGAGAGGGUCUUGGCUAGGAGUCGGGCUGCGAAGGCCAAGGAAAAGACAUCAAGGAAUAAGAAUAAGAAUAAGAAUAAGAAGAAAAACGAAGGUAGAAAGAAGACGUCGGGAUUUGCGAAUCUAUUGUGUAUGGGCGGGAAUACAGACACCUUGGAUAGAACGCCUUUACCGUCACAAGCCUCUGCAAGAGGAGGUGGGGCACAGGGAAAGCGAAACAGAGAACGACCGGACGAGAGCGUUGUCGCUGCGGCAGAGUCAUCUCAGUUUUCGCAGAAGUAUGUCAAACGUCGUGAGAAAAAGGCGGGUGAUGAUAAAUACAGACACUCCGCCCCACCCCAGGGUUGGAACUAUGUGAUGGAAAACGGCGUGGUGGGCAACGCUGAGGAUGCUUCUCACGCUGCUCAUCUUGAGGAACAGCGCAGUCUCACGGCUUCUCCGGCCAGACUCCGGAUGGAUGGGACGCUGGAGAGACCCUACGUGUUUCCGGGUGGGCUGACCUUCCUGGCCGGGAGGAAAAACGGCAAAGAGUACCGGAUACAGUCGUGUGUGCUCACUCCGGAGGAGCAGGCGAGGCGAGACGUGCAAGUCGAUGUGCACGACACUGAUGAUGAGGUAGAAGCUCAAGGAUAUGAUGACUCCAGCAGACGGACAGAGAAUGUGACGGAGCAGGGCGAGAAGGAGGAUGGAGGAGGAGGAGAGUGGGACCCGAGUAGAGCUUUUUAUCUCAAAUACGACUCAAGCUACUUAUCACCGGACCUCGCCAGUCCUCGAAAUAGAAACGCGUUGCCCACCGGAUGGAGCGAUGACGUCACUUCCUCUCGAGGGGAGAACUCGCCUCGAGACUUCAACUCCAUGCACGAUUUUAGCACUUCUUAUGACAUUAACUCUUCGUGGGAUUCCCAAGCAGUUGAUGUGCCGCCGAUGUAUGAGACAACGAAACAGGAAUCUUCAACGUGUGCCGCUCUCAGUCCGACAACGGAGCAAAAGAAGAAAAGCAGGUACAGCCUUCCCCCAGAAAAUAUGUCUUACGUCUAUAUGGGAAGCUUCGAGAACCUGGGCGCUCUGACCGUGAGGAGAGACAAAGAGAAUCCUCUCGAUGGUGUAGAAACGGAAUAUUCUAAAAGUAAGAGAAGCGCUUCGAAUCAUUCCAUUGACAAAUACAAGAAUAAUAGCCGUUACAGUCUUCCACAGCGGAAUAUGGACUUCGUGUAUAUGGGCAGCUUUGAAGACAUCUCCUCUUUCGGUCUGACGUCGACGCUCAGAGAAUCAAAACGGAAGAAUUUCUGCUUCUCCCUGCCCAACAUUUCAAAAACAGACCCUGUUCUGGAUGAAUUUCCUACAAUUGAAAGUAGCAACUUGUUAGGCAGUGAAGAAAUGGGAUUUGCGUGUGGUGGAAUUUCCCGCAAUACAAAAGAGGUUGAGACGGGAUCAGAUUCUGACCCUGCUACACCUCCCAAAUUGCAAAAUUUGCAAAGCUCUCCAAACACAGUUGCUUCUGAUUCCGUUGUAAAAGACACUAACAAUACCCUCACCCUCGCUGUGAAAACAGAAUCGUCAAAAGACACUGCUGUCGGAGAUGGCUCACAAAGUGGUGACGAGGACACGCUAAGCCCACUUUCAGUGACAUCACCACGCCGCCAUUCCAGUCCAUUCUCAAGGAAUCUCGGCCGCGCAUCUUGUAAUCCUGGCAACAAACGGUUCCAGAUGGCACCCCCUCCCUGCCAUACUCCAGGUACAGCCAAAUUGUUCCACUUUCCACCCCCACCGUGUUACACCCCUCCGAAAGAAGAAAUGGAAGCAGUUCAGACACAAAUCUCGAAUUUACCUGAUAGAUCGUGUCACCAGGGCUCACAGACAGACCUCCACACUGGAAGUGAGGAUAUAGAGAUGGAGGAUAGAGACCUCAGUCUAAAGCGCGGUCUUGUCAAACGACUUUCGUCUAGUUUAGAGAAUCUGGCGUGGUCUCCUAUGUCUCUGCCAAAACCUUUGGUCACGGAUAUAGAUUCUUUCUGUACAGGUGACAGUAAUACAUUGCAAAGGAAAAAGCCGGAGCAGAAAAAAGAAAGUACUUCCACAGCAAACAAUCUCACACAUCACUCCGAGUGGCACAAUGGAAGCUCUGGUAACAAAAUGUCAGUGGUGUGCAGCAACGUUUCAAAUGGAGAAAUUGCAUGCCCUCUGGAUAAAAAUGCUUUAAUGAGUACCAAAAACGUAACAACCUCACAAACAACGAGUAUGGAAAGAUGUGAAAGCCAAAAUGAGACUAACAGAAAUAGCAUCGUUUCGAUAGCGUCCACUCUAAACACGAGACCCGGAAGCAACAGAGCAGCUUUGACGUCAACUCCCAGACAGCCGCGUCGAUCAGAGAGUAUGGGCGUGUCUUCACAAACUAGAGCCGAGUGGAGACCCACCCCAGCCCCUCGACGUCAGCGUCAGAGUGGCAGUGACUCCGCCCACAGUGACUCCGCUCACACCACAACCGUGGCGGAUGCAGCGUUCAAUCAAAACACAGCAGACAUUUCUCGUCCACUCGCCGUGCCCGUACCGCGAAAGAGGCAUCAGCUCAACCUCAAGGCCAGACCUCAAAGCGAAAUCCUUAGCCCAACAUUUCAGAUCACAAACACUGCAGAGGAAAACCCACCUUCUGACACCAGUAGUACUACUUUGCAAACUCUCGCCGAAACAACUGUGGUUCCUACAAAAACGACUCAAAAUAUAACAGAGAAAGAAACUAACUCUGAAAAGAGAAACGUAAACAGCCACUCAUCGAGUACAGACAAUACUCCUUUCGGCAACAUAAAGUUUUCGACCGUUACGUCCAUGAAAAAAUAUUAUGAAAAUGUACACCUCCCAUCCUCAUGUGAUACUCAGAAAGCCAGUAGAGAAGUUACCUCGACGUCCAGGGAAAUGAAUGACCACCACCACCACAUAUCGUCUUCAGAGAAAGCAAGCUCCUGUCUUUCCGAAAUAGUUACUCCCCUAGAAGAAAUGACCUUGACCUCUGUUUCCCAAAUGGGGUCAGAUUGUAAAGAAUCACAGAUUAAUGCCGACGAGGUGCUGAAGUCACCACUGGCGACUAGUGAAGCUGCCCGCUCAGGGGUGGGUAGAUUUCAAGGGGAGACGACCGAUGACGAAAACUGUGUGGCCGACGACGAAAUGAGUGCCCAAGAAGAUGACGUCAUUUCUGGGAAGAAAAGAGCGAGGGCUGCGCAAGACCUUCUUAGAAGUGGAAGUGUGUUGGACAGGUCCCUCAUUCUAGCCACCAAACACCGACUGAGAUCUCGAGACCGGAAAUGCAUGAGCCAAGUGCUCUCACCCACACAAGAUGGCGACGUGUUCUUUCCGGAAGGAGGGCCUUCCAGUCGGAGAGUGAGGUGGGCGUUGCCGGAAAUUGACAGAACUCGCGGCAAUAAGUCUGCAGACUCCGGAACUUACAGUGAUUUCAACUCACCUUGUGCCAGCCCUGACGCCAUGGGUUUCACCUUCCCGUCUGACUGCAACACCUUUUCUGAUGACGUCACAGAAACCCGCGACGACGAUGACGUGAGAGAGUCCCGCCUAAAGCGUCAGAGAAGCGUCCAGCACAAGUCGUGGGAAGUUCGCCUGAGAAAACGGCACUGGUUGCGCCGAGCGGUGUCGGGGGAGGAUUUGAGCCGUAUACCUUCUGAGAUUGUCUGUGGAGAGGAUGGUACCUUGGAAACCUUGGUUUAAACCUGGCAUUACUCUGUUUUUAUAGUUUUUGUUGUGAAAUAUUAAUUGUAAAUAGGUACGCUAAUUUUGGAAUGAAUUACGUUAAUGUUAGACUAUAGCAAAGGUAUGUUUUGUUCUUGUAAAUUUACUGGCAUGCUUCGCUCAUUCUGUAAAUUAAAUCGCUAUCAGCCUGAUCAGCUAUUUCAAAUUAUGCUUUAUUUACGGCUUAUUGAAUUGAUCACCAUUCCGACAGUAACUUGAAAUCGAGCUGUAUACCUUUUCAUGACCUUCAAGAAGUUUACCUCUUAGUUUGUUUUAGUUUUAGUAGAGGUUUCACGGCGCUCGCAACUGCAUAUGGUCAUAUGAGCGCCU
This is a messenger RNA of Aplysia californica (California sea hare), 4907 nucleotides long. RefSeq names its product probable GPI-anchored adhesin-like protein PGA55. The record is from RefSeq and is a predicted model, not a curated record. The transcript has 4 exons. The coding region runs from base 645 to 4556 and encodes 1303 amino acids. NCBI's taxonomy places the organism in Eukaryota, Metazoa, Mollusca, Gastropoda, Aplysiida, Aplysiidae.